Messenger RNA from Gastrolobium bilobum, 1002 nucleotides. RefSeq names its product putative homeobox-leucine zipper protein ATHB-51. Gene Ontology annotation, biological process: positive regulation of DNA-templated transcription. The record is from RefSeq and is a predicted model, not a curated record. NCBI's taxonomy places the organism in Eukaryota, Viridiplantae, Streptophyta, Magnoliopsida, Fabales, Fabaceae. Gene Ontology annotation, cellular component: nucleus. The coding region runs from base 118 to 786 and encodes 222 amino acids. The transcript is spliced from 3 exons. Gene Ontology annotation, molecular function: DNA-binding transcription factor activity, RNA polymerase II-specific; sequence-specific DNA binding.
UCUACCAUUGUGGUCCAUCCUAAGUCCUAACCGAGGGAAGCCCUCAAGCCCAUAUAAGACACACGAAUUUUGGCGAUAGAAUAAUUGAAAGGAAGAGACACGAAAGUGAAGCCAGACAUGGAUUGGACUAAGAGCACAAGAACCUUUGAUCCUCUAGCAGAGUCUUCCUUAAGCUUCCUCUACAACUAUAACAACAACCCAUAUCCAGGAAUGGAAGUGAAACAACAGGCAUUGGCCGAGACAUCACAAAUGUUGCACCCCACAAUGGACAAAAUGAACCGUGGAAACCGGGAGAAGAAGAAGCGGUUAACAAGUAACCAGAGUGAGUUACUGGAAAGGAGUUUCCAGGAGGAUAUAAAGUUGGACCCUGAAAAGAAGAUGAAGCUUUCAAGGGAUCUAGGGCUCCACCCUCGCCAGAUUGCUGUUUGGUUCCAAAAUAGACGUACAAGGUGGAAGACCAAGCAGCUUGAACACUUGUACGAUGUUCUUAAACAGGAAUUUUGCCUCAUCUCGAAAGAAAACCAAAAGCUUCAAGAAGAGGUUAUAAAUUUGAAGGCAAGGCUCGGAGAGCAAGCUUUUAGGACGCAAACAUUUGCUGGUUACACAGAAAUCUCUGCGGAAGAAACAGUAGAAAGCACGUCAGAGGCGCUACGUGGUUCCAACAAGCCACAGGAAACGAGUAACUUUGAGAAGGUUGAAGAGGGUUACUGUUCUUUUACUGUGGAGGAUUAUAACACUGUCUCACUGCCUCUCUGCCACUGGUCAAUUGUGCCUCAUUAUCCCUAAUCUACAAUGGGUUUAGGGAUUUAGGGAUAGCCCUUUAGGAACUGGCAUUAAGAUCCACGCAGACCUGUCUGGAUGUUAAUUAGGACUCAUAAAAAACAGCUAUUCGGCGACGUGCAUUAGGUAGUUGGUAGUUUCCAUUAAGUUGCAGAGUGUGUUAUUUCUUACUACUUUUAGAUAAGAAAACAAUGAUUGCACACUAUAUAUUUUACAAUUUUC